Molecule: messenger RNA, 2475 nt
Organism: Rotaria sordida
Lineage: Eukaryota; Metazoa; Rotifera; Eurotatoria; Philodinida; Philodinidae
Source: the annotation of a GenBank genome assembly
AUGCAGAAUCAUUAUUAUACAACAACUGGAACCCCUCAAAGACCACCAUUAGGUUCCGAUAUGAAUUAUCUUUAUUUAAGUCCAUCGCAACAACAAGUAAAUCGUCAAGGAAUAUUUCUUAAACGAAGUGAAAAAAUUGAUUGGCGUCGAAUUGCUGCAGUUGAUGUUGAUCGUAUUGCACGUGAUAUGGAUUUUCAAGCAUUACAAGAUAACCUUGAAAAUAUAACAUUAUGUAAUAUUGAUGCUGAAGUUGAUUCACGAGCUAUGGAUCCAAAUUUUGUUAAACUUUAUAAAAUGGCUCAAUUAACAAUUGAAUAUCUUUUGGUUUGCCAAGAUGAAAUCACAACUCAAUUAACUGAUUAUGAACAAUUAAAAAGUAAAGGUUUUCAUGAUCAUGAAGAUGCUCGUCAACAAAUUGAAAAAUUAAAAAAUGAAUUAAAUGAAACAAAAAAAGAAUUGAAAAAACGACGAAAAAUGCUCGAAACACAACAAAGAAUGUUAAUGGCACAAAAUUCAAAUUAUCAUACCUGUCCAGUUUGUACACAUGCAUUUUUAAGUAUUGCUUAUUUACAAGCACAUAUAAAACGUCGUCAUCCAGAUUAUGAUCCAAGUAAACGACGUGAACAUGAUAUUGAUGUUGAAAAAGAAAUUCAAUGUCUUAAAGAUGAAUUAAAUAAAAAAGACACUGAAUUACAAAUGAUUAAAGUUCAAAAAGCAGUUGAUGAAGAAAAAAUUCGUGAUCGCGAUACAAAUAUUCGUCAACUUAAAGAAGAAAUUCAAACAUUAACAACAAAAAUGACAAUAUUAGAUGACAGACUCUCGCAAAUGAGAACAAAUCCUUAUACACAAUCAUCUUCACCUCAUCGAAACGAAACUGGUUUUUCAGAAUUACUAAAAGAAAAUAAUAAUUUACGUGCUGAUAUUGAACAAUUUAAACAAUCACUUCAACAAGCAGAAAAUAAUUUAAAACAAGAAGUAAAAUUUAAACGACGUUAUGAACGUGAAAAUGAAAAUCUUAUUAAAGAAAUAACAAAUCUAAAAGAAAAUCUUCAAUUACUUCAAAAAGCACCAGGUGAUACAGGUCGUUUAACAAAAGAAUUAAUUAAUUUUCAAAAUCGAUAUAAUGAAGAAAAAUUACGUCGUGAAAAAUUAGAAGAAGAACUUCAAAAAGCUAAUGAUCAAUUAGGUCAAUUUCCAAAUCAACGACCAUCAACACAAAUAGAACGUCCUGGUGAACCACCAUUUCCAACUCGACCAUCUCGACCAAUACCAACAACAGAUAUAUAUUUACCUGAAUAUUGUCCAAGUCUUGUUGAACGAUUAAAAGAUAAUCCAAAAGUUUUAACAAAAUAUCGUGAUGAAGCACGAAGACAAUUUGUUGAAGAACUUGAAGAUUAUGAAAAUUUAGGAAUUUCUGAUACUGAUACUCGUCUUACGGAUCUUGAUUUUCGAACUAAAAUGGAAAGUGUUUUACAAACACGACGUAAUAUUCAAAAUGAUUUACCUAAUUUUGAACGUAUUCGUGCUAAUCUAACUCGAAUAUUAGAUAAAAAUAUUAAUGAACGAUCUGAUGUACGACGUAGUAUUACAUCUAUACGUUCAACUGGUAGUAAAUUAGUUACAUUUGAAGACGAACAUCAACGAUCAAAAUAUGAUAAUAUAAAAAAAAAUUUAACUGAUCAACGUGGUGCUGUAACAACAACAAUUCAAUCAAAACCAAAAUAUGAUCAUAGUCGUCCAACAAUAAAAAAUGAAUCAGAUGAUGAUAUUACAAUAUCAAAUGCAAAUGAAAGUGAUGAUGAUACACAACCAACACGACCAGGAAUUACAUCUGAUAUUCAACCACCACCAAGAAAACAUGUUCCACCAUCUAAAACACAAAAUGGUAUUAGUUCAUUAGUUGCAGUAAGUAUGAGACCAACAACAACUACAAAUCAAACAACAACUAUAUCUGCUCGUCCUCGUCAACAAAUAGUUAAACCAAUAUCAACAACAACAAACAAAUCGAAUUCAGAUAGUGAAAGUGAAAAUGCAGUACCAUCUCCAUCAACAGCUGGACCUUAUUCAAUGAAUGUAACUGAAAAAAAACGUCUUAUUGAACAAAAAUUACAUGAAGCUAGUAAGAAAGGAGAGAAACCAACUAUUAAUGCUAUUGCACAAGGAUUUCGACCGUCUCGAGAAUCACUUGCUACUCAACACGAUGAUGAUGAUAAUGAUCAAAGUGAAUCAUUUACAACUUUACAUACAAAUCCUGCACAAAAACCAUUAAAUGGUCAUUUACCACAACUUUCAGGCCGAGAAUCAGUGAAUAACAAUCUUUUAUCAUCAGGUGAUAUUUCUCAACAUACUUAUGAUUCUUUAUGGAAAUCUCAAGCUGGUAAAGGUGCUGAGUUACGACGACCACUAACAGCUGAUUCGGCUAAAACUUCGAUACUAGAUUCUGAUGAUAAUCAAGAUGAAGGAGAGUCGAAUUAA